Molecule: messenger RNA, 1731 nt
Organism: Aspergillus nidulans FGSC A4
Lineage: Eukaryota; Fungi; Ascomycota; Eurotiomycetes; Eurotiales; Aspergillaceae
Exons: 1
Coding region: 1-1731 (576 amino acids)
Source: RefSeq, a predicted model, not a curated record
AUGAAAAUUUAUGGCAAGGCAAUAGUCCAUGGCGCAGCCACGGGCGAGAUACUCUACUCUAAAGUACCUCUUAGCUUCUGGGGCGGGGUCGAGCAGACGACUGGCGACAUUAUCGACCACCACCACCCACUCUUUGGCGAAAAUAUCAAGGAUCGCGUCCUUGUUUUACCUUCAACUCGUGGAUCAUGCAGUGGAAGUCUAGUGCUUAUAGAGCUCCUAGUCAAUCGAGUUGCGCCUACCGCGCUUGUGUUUUGGGACAGCGAGGCGAUCGUAACCACGGGGGUCAUCGUGGCCCGGACGCUCCUUGGGCUAUCACUGCCCGUUUAUCGAGUGUCACAGGGACAGUUUGAAGAUAUAGAAAAUCAAAAGUAUCUUUCGGUUCGUGGCCCUGAGCUAUUGACAAGCGAUGAGCCAUUGCCGCUACUCGAAGCCUCGCCACCCCAAGUACCAGACACUGAAAGCCACAUUUACCUCAAUGAGCAGGACAAGGCUAUUCUAAAUGGCUGCUAUAGUCCUGCUGCGUCUCGGGCCAUGGAGAUCCUACUUCAGUACGCGCACCUCCAGGACGCACGGCAGCUCAUCCCAGUGUCCCGCGCGCACAUCGACGCCUGCAUUUACACCGGUCCGGCGAGUAUACUCAUUGCGCAUAGGUUUCUUUCCCAAGGCGCUCACGUUGCUAUCCCAACGACGCUGAACUCGAUUUCUGUCGACCAGCGCCGAUGGCGUGAAGUUGGCGUUGACAAGAACUUGGCGAGCGAAGCCAACCGCCUGGCGAAUGCAUACGUUGCCAUGGGUGCAGAGAGCACAUUUACCUGCGCUCCGUACCUUUUAGACUCUCCACCAGGUGCCGGCGACACAAUCGGGUGGGCGGAGUCCAAUGCUGUGGUGUUCGCGAACAGUGUCCUUGGUGCACGCACGCAAAAGUACCCUGACCUGAUUGACGUCUGUAUCGCACUUACCGGUAGGGCGCCGCUGGCUGGAGUCCAGAUUACAGAGGAACGCGCUCCGAGACUCUGCAUCGAUGUGACUGUGCAAAAGCACGAGGCACUGGAGGAUGUAUUUUACCCGCUGCUUGGGUACGCGGUAGGAACAGUGGUCGCGGGAAAUAUCCCCCUAAUCACUGGACUGGAGUCGACGAAUCCGACUAGGUCUGACCUGAAAGCUUUCAGUGCAGCCUUUGCGACCACGGCUUCUGCGCCCAUGUUCCACAUCUCUGGCAUCACACCUGAAGCAAAGCAGUUCGAUCUAGCUGGGCUUAAGCGUAUUCCACUCGCCGACGAUAACCUGCUCUCCGCUCUCAACGGCCUUAUCACUGCCGCAGACGACUCCGUCGGCCUUGUCUCACUCGGAAACCCGCACUUUUCUCUUGAAGAGUUUGCUCGUUUCAGUGAACUGUGUACUGGCCGCCGUAAGGCGGAUUCAGUCCAGGUGAUCAUCACCACCAACCGACAGAUUUACGCUCAGGCGUGCGCUGCGGGACAUGUUGGUGCAAUCGAGACUUUCGGGGCCCAAAUACUCACAGAUACCUGCUGGUGCAUGAUGUCAGAGUCAGUGAUGGACUCUUCUGUGGUGAACCUCAUGACCAAUUCGGCCAAGUACGCGCAUUAUGCGCCGGGAAUAGUCCGCCGGGGGGUUCAUUUUGGGACAUUAAAAGACUGCAUCGCCGCGGCGGAGACAGGGAGAGCAAAGUCUGGCCUAAAUUACUGGCUGUCAGCUGUUAAAUCAGCGUGA